This is a messenger RNA of Eurytemora carolleeae, 2231 nucleotides long. Its product is annotated as acetylcholine receptor subunit alpha-like. Gene Ontology annotation, molecular function: acetylcholine-gated monoatomic cation-selective channel activity; transmembrane signaling receptor activity. The transcript has 17 exons. Gene Ontology annotation, biological process: regulation of membrane potential; signal transduction; monoatomic ion transmembrane transport. The record is from RefSeq and is a predicted model, not a curated record. The coding region runs from base 204 to 1529 and encodes 441 amino acids. NCBI's taxonomy places the organism in Eukaryota, Metazoa, Arthropoda, Copepoda, Calanoida, Temoridae. Gene Ontology annotation, cellular component: synapse; postsynaptic membrane; neuron projection.
UGACAGUUUUAUGGGCUCUUGUAUUGCUUACACAUGCGGCAGUGCUGAGUGAUUGUAAUCCUGACGCAAAGCGUUUGUACGACGAGAUCCUGAGUAACUAUAACAAGCUGGUUAGGCCGGUCAAAAACGUGACUGACUCGGUCACGGUCAAAUUCAAGCUAAAGCUCUCGCAACUUAUUGACGUGAAUCUGCGUAAUCAGAUUAUGACGACUAACCUGUGGGUGGAACAGUACUGGUAUGAUCACAAGUUGGUCUGGUCACCAGAGGAGUUUGGCGGAGUAGACAUGCUUCAUGUACCCUCUACACACAUCUGGUUACCUGAUAUUGUACUGUACAACAAUGCUGAUGGGAAUUUUGAAGUGACACUUGCAACAAAAGCUACGCUUUACCACUCAGGAUUAGUUGAAUGGAAGCCUCCAGCUAUCUACCACUCCUCCUGUGAGAUGGACGUCGAGUACUUCCCCUUCGACGAGCAGACCUGCGUCAUGAAGUUCGGAAGUUGGACCUACGACGGAUUCCAGGUCUACGACAUUGGAUUAGUUGAAUGGAAGCCUCCAGCUAUCUACCACUCCUCCUGUGAGAUGGACGUCGAGUACUUCCCCUUCGACGAGCAGACCUGCGUCAUGAAGUUCGGAAGUUGGACCUACGACGGAUUCCAGGUAGACUUGAGACAUCAAGAUGACAAAAUGCCUCUCACUGGACAUAAAACAGCAACAACCAGUAAAGAAGAGCUUGAGUCUAAAGCCCCAGACAUUGUUGAAAUUGGAAUAGAUCUCAAGGAGUUCUAUAAAUCAGUUGAGUGGGAUAUUCUGGGAGUACCUGCAGCUAGGAAUGUUAAGUUCUACACUUGCUGUGAUGAACCAUACCUGGAUAUUACAUUUAACAUCACUAUGAGGAGGAAAACCCUUUUCUACACAGUGAACCUGAUAAUACCCUGUAUGGGAAUAUCUUUCCUAACAGUGCUGGUCUUCUACCUUCCUUCAGAUAGCGGGGAGAAGGUGUCCUUGUCUAUAAGUAUCCUUCUCUCUCUAACCGUGUUCUUCCUCCUCCUGGCAGAGAUCAUCCCGCCAACCUCCCUCGUAGUUCCCCUCCUUGGUAAAUUUGUUCUCUUCACAAUGAUCUUGGAUACAUUUAGAACGCCUUGUAAUGGUUAUGAGUUCCCAUUAAUUCCCACUCAUACUCCACCACACUCGUUUAACAGUUUAUCAAGGAUCAAUCUAUCCCGGUGUCCUGAAGUUACAAGAGCGCUGGAAGGAAUUAAAUAUAUAGCUGCAAUAACACAAAGUGAAGAAGAAUCAAAUAAGGCGAAGGAGGAUUGGAAGUUUGUUGCAAUGGUGAUGGAUCGACUCUUUCUUUGGAUAUUUACCGUUGCUGUCUUAGUGGGAACUGCUGGAAUCAUACUGCAAGCACCCACACUUUAUGAUACAAGACCUGCAAUAGAUGAAGAGCUAUCAGAGAUCGAGAUCACACAAAUAAAACCUGAUAUUCCGAUAGAUUAUCCUACUGCAGAGAUAGAUUCAAUUAUCUAACUCUGAUAUUCCAAUAGAUUAUCCUACUGCAGAGAUAGAUUCAAUUUUCUAACUCUGAUAUUCCGAUAGAUUAUCCUAAUACUGAAAUAUAUAAAAUUAUCUAUCCCUAAUAUUUUGAUAGAUUAUCUUAUUGCAGAGAUAGAUUCAAUUUUCUCUCCCUUGAGUUUAAGCACCAUUAGUAAAAUUAUUAAAUGGUCCUGGGAAAAAUGCUCAAACUGGAUUUAACACAUAAAAACUAACCAUCGAAGUUAAUUUUUUUCUCAACAUGAAAAAGGAUAAUUUCAUCAAAAUUAAACAGUUUUGUAAAAUGGUCGCUAAAAAGACUUGUAUCAAAAAAGAUUCCAAUAAUGUUGAAAAAAUUCAAGUUUUACAAUUACUUCAUGAUUCCCUAGUAAUGUGCAUACAUGGUUGAAAGUUAAAUUUUGAAAUUUUUUAAUCAUUCUUCUCAACUACUUGUUUAUGUGAAAACUGUCUGAAAAUAUAAAAUGUAUGUAUAUUAAAAUCUAAACAUCUAUACGCUCGUCAUAAUUUGGGAAAAGUUUAGAUAUGAAUAAAAUAGUAUAUUUGUAUUUCUACAUUUCAAAAAAGAUUUGUUAAAAAAAAGGAGAAAAAACUCUUGCCUUCUUUGUCUUCCUGGAUCUAUGGAGUUUGAAUAUAUUUAAAAAAUCUAAUUACAUUAGAAGAAAUUAAUUCAAAUUUAUG